UGCGUUCGAAAGCCAUCCUGAGAUUCCCUCCUUGUUUGCGACAUAACCCCGAGCUUUUGCAUACAGUGAUAGUAGUAUACCCUCCACAUUCUCUGUCUCCUUGUCAUUCUCCUUCUUGUCCUCCUUCUUCAAUUGUGCUCUGUCUGUGCAACGACACUUUCCUCCUUAUCGUCAAGAUGGCCUUGACAGGCUCUGCUAUUGGUUUUGAAGGCUAUGAAAAGAGGCUUGAGAUAUCAUUCUUUGAGCCUGGUCUGUUUGCUGAUCCUGUAGGUGUGGGCCUCCGAUCAUUGUCCAAAGACCAAUUGGAUGAGAUUCUGAAACCGGCAGAGUGCACCAUUGUUGAUUCCCUGUGCAAUGACUUUGUUGAUUCCUAUGUUCUCUCAGAAUCUAGCCUAUUUGUCUACCCUUACAAAGUUAUCAUCAAAACUUGCGGCACUACAAAGCUGCUUCUGUCGAUCCCUGUCAUUCUUAAGUUGGCUGAUGCUCUUAUGCUUGCUGUGAAAUCUGUGAGAUACACUCGUGGAAGCUUUAUUUUUCCCGGGGCACAACCAUUCCCGCAUCGUAGUUUCUUUGAGGAAGUUGCUGUUCUUGAUAGCUAUUUUGGCAACCUUGGUUCUGGCAGCAAAGCAUAUAUGAUGGGUAACCCUGAAAAGUCACAAUUAUGGCAUGUCUACUCUGCCAGUGCCCACCUGCAAUGUGGAUCAGAACCAACCUACACCCUGGAGAUGUGCAUGACUGGUUUAGAUAAGAAACAUGCUUCUGUGUUCUUCAAAGCAAACACAAGUUCUGCAGCGUCAAUGACUGAAGACUCCGGAAUUCGCAAGAUCCUUCCUGAAUCUGAGAUAUGUGAUUAUGAAUUUGACCCAUGUGGGUAUUCCAUGAAUGCCAUAGAAGACAAUGCAAUCUCUACCAUCCAUGUCACCCCAGAAGAUGGGUUCAGCUAUGCAAGCUUCGAAGCAGUGGGAUAUGAUUUUGAUGACAAAUCUCUGACAGGUCUUGUUGAAAGGGUCUUGGCAUGCUUCCAGCCAGCUGAGUUUUCUGUUGCUUUGCACACUGAUGUGCAUGAUGAAGCUCUCAUCAGCAAAUUCACCCUCGCCAGUGAAGGAUACGACUUUGGAGAGAAGAACAAGGAAGUGCUUGGGGCUGGUGGGGCUGUUUUGUUCUAUGAUUUUGUCAGAGCUGAUGGCUGUGCAUCUCCGAGGUCCAUUCUGAAAAGCUGCUGGUGUAGUGAGGACGAGAAGGAAGAAGGGGACGAGAUGUAGUUUGGGGAUUUUAAUAAUGUUUUUAUGCGUGUUUAUGUUUAAUGAUUUAUUUAGUUUGGGGUUAUGGUUUGGUGUGGGGCAACAUAUGCUAUUUAGCUUUUCAUGAUUACUGAAAGUUUUUUUUUUGUUUCUAGUGUGUGGCUUUCUUAACUGAUUCUGGGCCUGUACCCCCUGUGUGGGGCUGACCCAUAUGCUGUUAAGUAUUAUAUGAAUAAUAAUAAAGUGUGUUUAUUUUUCCA
Prosopis cineraria is the source of this 1501-nucleotide messenger RNA. RefSeq names its product S-adenosylmethionine decarboxylase proenzyme-like. The transcript has a single exon. Gene Ontology annotation, molecular function: adenosylmethionine decarboxylase activity. Bases 177 to 1262 code for a protein of 361 amino acids. Gene Ontology annotation, biological process: spermine biosynthetic process; spermidine biosynthetic process. NCBI's taxonomy places the organism in Eukaryota, Viridiplantae, Streptophyta, Magnoliopsida, Fabales, Fabaceae. The record is from RefSeq and is a predicted model, not a curated record. Gene Ontology annotation, cellular component: cytosol.